This is a messenger RNA of Neolamprologus brichardi, 5030 nucleotides long. NCBI's taxonomy places the organism in Eukaryota, Metazoa, Chordata, Actinopteri, Cichliformes, Cichlidae. The record is from RefSeq and is a predicted model, not a curated record.
UCCAUCCAUCCGUGCGCCCGUCCUCACUCCGCCGCUGCGCUCAGCUCGUAGGUCGGUGGGAAUCCUCAGGUGAAGAUGGAGAUGAAGGCCGUGUCCCGACUCUGCUGGUGGCUCUGCUGGUCCUUGGCGGGUCUGGGUGCUGUGACUCGGGCUCUGAAGCUGGAGGAGCUGUUUGAGUUUGGAGAAGCAGCCGGAGACCUGCAGCUGCCACCCGGCUCCGACUCCACGGCCGCGCUGCCUCUGAAAGGGUCACUGGUGUACUUGGAGGAAAAAUACAACAAAGUUUAUAUCAACACCAAUGGGUUUGUGGCUGUUGCCGAGCCUCCUGCUGAGGAGAAAUACCUGGGGAAGAUGCCCAGUGAGUUUAAAAUGAUUGCAGUCCUUCUGGGAGACCUGGACAACAGUGACGGACAAGGCAAGGUGUACUUCAGGCACGACAGCACCCCCAAUAUCCUGGGUCGAGCCGCUGACCACAUCAGGCAGGGUUUCCCAGAUGGUAAGGUAGAGAAGCCCACCAACACCUUCAUUGUUACCUGGGAGAACAUGGCUGCCCAGGGGACACCUGGACGAGGAGACCAACUGGACACUAAGAGAAUCACCUUCCAGCUGGUUGUAGCCUACACAGCAUCAUCUGCCUGGGCCAUCCUCUUGUACCCCAGGAACGGCCUGCAGUUUCUCUACACAUCAAUAGGAGGAGAAAGAAAGCUGCUCGAGUCUUGCUUCAAUGAAGGCCUGGUGGGCUGGUUCUGGCAAAAACAGGGGCUGUACUUCAACCUUACCUCUGAUGACGAGGCCUCCAUCAGACAACUUACCAAAAAGACCAACGCAGCACAGAGUGGAGUUUGGGUGUACAAGAUUGGAUCCUCCCCGUUCUUCGUUGAGAUCGAACCGGGGAAAGUGACUCGCUCUCCUGAGAAUGAGGGUGUUACUGAGCCUCCUGUGACCAUGUUACCAACACAGACUGAUAAUCAUGUGGGGGUGGACUUCUUCACCUAUACAACCCAGGGGAUAAAGACAGCUGGAACAGUACCAGAGGAAAAGCAUGAGCAGCCAUCUGAGACCCCCAGCAGCUUCCAAACCGGUUAUCCAGAAACCGUCACACCAGGAAACACAACGCUGAAAGCUCAGGAGCCACACUUUGUGGAAUCAGACACUAUUGCACCAGCACCCACCAGCACUGGGACAAUUCAACGAAUACAUCCAACUGAGCAGCAUGAGCCUGAAACCAGAUACAUCACCUCUGAGACUUUGCAACCAACACACACCACUGCCGCGCCCAGCGAACCCAGAUACACGACAGAGGAGCCGGAGCUGCGACAGCGGCACGUAGCAGCACCGCCGCGUUCAGCUCCACAGCAUCCUCAGAUCGUUGUGGUCGAUGAAGAUUUGGAUGUGAACGUGUUUGCAUACAAUCCGGAGACGUGUGCCCACAACAGGCACAAAUGCUCAGCUUCUGCUGACUGCCGAGAUCACAGCAGGGGGUACUGCUGCCACUGCAGGCCUGGUUAUUAUGGGAAUGGGAAGGACUGUGUGGCAGAAGGCAAACCCCAGAGGAUGAAUGGAAAAGUGAACGGCCAAGUGUUUGUGGGAAACUUACCUUCACCGGUAAGGCUCAGUAACAAUGAUUUGCACUCAUACGUGGUAGCCAAUGAUGGACGGGCCUAUGUGGCCAUCAGCAACAUCCCCGACAGCGUGGGGCCCUCCCUGCAGCUCCUGUCCUCACUGGGGGGGGUCAUCGGCUGGGCCUUUGCCUUGGAACAGCCCGGCUACGAGAAUGGAUUCAGUCUCAUUGGCGGGGUGUUUUCCCGACAGGCCGAGGUGGUCUUCCAGCCAGGCAACGAGCGUCUGACCAUCAAGCAAGAGUUUAAAGGCAUCGAUGAACACGACCACCUGGUGAUGAGCACAGACCUGGAUGGACGUCUGCCGGCUGUCCCGUUAGGCUCCACCGUCCAGAUCGAGCCAUACAAGGAGAUUUACCAGUACAACAGAAAUUUCAUCAUCUCCUCCUCCAGCCGCAACUACACCAUCACCUCUCCUGAUGGAGAUGUCCAGACUAGAAGCUACCAGUGGCGUCAGACCAUCGUCUUUCAGACCUGCCCCUAUGAUGAGGCUGGGUGGGCGGGGGCAACGCUGACCACCCAGCAGCUCAGUGUCGACCAAAUCUUUGUGAUGUUUGACGCUAACAACCACCUCAUCCGCUACGCCAUGAGCAACAAAAUCGGUCCCAUCCGCAAGGAGAACCGUCCAGUCGAUCACUGCCAGAGAGGCUCUCAUGACUGCGAUGCUCCACAGAGAGCACUGUGCCGCUACACCGGAGGCUCGGCCUACAUCUGCUCCUGUCUGCCGGGGUUCGAGGGUGACGGCCGGGUGUGUCGGGAUGUAGAUGAGUGCCAGCAGCAGGACCGAUGCCACGCUGAGGCCUCCUGCUCCAACACACAGGGCUCCUUCACCUGUCAGUGUCGUCCUGGUUUCCACGGAGAUGGCCUGCACUGCAGCCCCACGUUCUCAGAGCGUGAGAAGACCCAGUGUGAGCAGCAGAGAGAGAGCGCCGUAGCCGACUCUGACGUUCCCUUCUCAUUCCGCCCUCGUCCUGUCGGUCGGUACGUUCCCCGGUGUGACGAGCACGGCGCUUACGAGCCCACGCAGUGCCACCAAAGCAUUGGGCAGUGCUGGUGUGUGGACGCCAACGGGCAGGAGAUCGCCAACACCCGCACAGGACCUCACAGUAGCCCUCCUCUUUGCAUCGAUCAGGCAGUUACUCCCGCUCCGAUCGGUCCCACGCCGCGGCCCGAUGUCCAGCCCAUCGCUCCUGGAGCAUACCUGCUGUUCGCUCAAAGUGGGAAGAUCGAACAUGUGCCGCUCGAUGGAUACAUCAUGAAGAAGGAGGAGGCCAAACCUCUGCUGCACGUCCCUGAUCGCGUGGUGAUCGCUGUGGCCUACGACUGUGUGGAGAAGAUGGUUUACUGGACCGACAUCACUGGACCAGCUAUCAGCAAGGCCAGCCUCACUGGAGGAGACGUCGUUCCAGUUGUUACUAAAGAGCUGCAGAGUCCUGAAGGCAUCGCCAUUGACCACGUGGCCCGCCUUCUGUUCUGGACUGACUCCACGCGAGACACCAUAGAGGUCUCAAAGCUGGACGGCAGCCACCGGAGAGUCCUUUUUGACACUGACCUGGUGAACCCUCGACCCAUCGUCACCAACCCAGCAUACGGGCGGCUGUACUGGGCAGACUGGAAUAGAGACGGGCCUAAAAUUGAGAUGUCCAACAUGGAUGGGACUGAGCGAGUUGUCCUGGUCAAAGACAAUCUAGCACUUCCCAACGGUCUCACCUUUGACUAUGAAAACCAACAGCUGUGCUGGGCAGAUGCAGGGACUCGGAACGUGGAGUGUAUGGAUCCUCACCGUCAACUGAGGCGGAAUAUCGUCGAAGGGAUCCAGUAUCCGUUUGGCCUGGUUUCCUUUGGAAGAAACCUGUAUUACACUGACUGGAGGAGGGAGGCCGUGGUGGCUGUGGAUCGUCACUUGGGGAAAGAGACAGAAGAGUUUCUGCCACAGAAACGCUCUCGCCUGUACGGCAUCACCACAACAGCAACACAGUGUCCACAGGUGUAUAACUACUGCGCUGACAACGGCGGAUGUUCUCACCUGUGCCUGCCACGGCUUGGAGGGCUCUCCUGUCGCUGCCCGGACACGACCGACGGUCAGUGCGAGGAGAAGGUCCUGUGAGCUGAAGACGACGUGACGAUUUCAACUUUUCUUACUUGAACUUUAACAUUUCUGUAGUCAUUUUAGAGUCUUAUGAGCUUUUGAAAGCUGUUCAAACCUCACUGUGUCUGUCCUCACUGGUUCUCACAUCUGCUGAUUGUUGCAGUCCAAAGUGAAAAACACAGAUUUACCUGAUUGGGUGAUGAAUAUGUGACAAGGUACCGUUGUUUAUAGUUUAUAUUGUGUACUUUCAGCCUGCUCAUUGCUUUCUGAUAGAUGCUCUAAAAGGUUUUUGUGUCAGAUAUUCUUCUGGAGUUAGUGACCACAGUGCCUCCGAGUUUUGUGAACAGUGUUUUCCUGCUUUGACGGGUUUUUUAGACGUUGAUGUCUCAGGUUUGACUCCUGGAUUUUCACACUAGUGAGUUAGUGUUUCUGCUUCAUUUACAGGAAACAAAUGGAAUAACUGUUAGUUUCAUGCAGCAUUUCUUCAGUUCAACCAACAUGACAUGAUUAUAUAGCUCAGCAACCCUACAUGAUGAAAUGUGACUUUUCGGCAGGACUAACAUACUCAGUGAUUUUAAAGUCUGCAGGUCUCUAACAGGGAGCCUGUGACAAACAUUUAUUCUGUUUGUUCUAAACCACGCAGUGUAUUUUUAUAUGAAUGUAAAUAUUUACCCACUAUGCCAACAGUAUUCUUGUUUAAAUGGUGCUGAUGUAAGCCUGAGAUCUACCUGAUGAUGGUGAUUGCUGUGACGGUGUGGGAAACAGUGCUCCCGUUGAACUCCACCUCCAGUCUCUGCUCCAUUUUUCAGUGAUGAUUAAAGAUAAACAACUGGUGUAACUGAAGUUCUCGCUUAUUUGAAGCCAUUUUCCUCAGGAACGGAAGACCUAACAACCAACAUGUUCAUCAAACCAUUUAAUCAAAUCACAAUCAGGAUUUUUUUUUCUCUGAAACUGGAUAAAUUCAGGACAUUCAGCUGAAUUUCCAUGUUUAGGAUGUGGUCCAUGUAAUGUCUAAAUACAGUGUAAAACUUUAUUGGCAUAGAUUGUUAUUUCAUUUGAAUAUUACCAUCCACAGACCUGGUGUGACAUGCUAUCGUAGCAGUAUCUCCAGUAUGAAACAAAAAAACCCAAACUGUACUGUGUGUACAAUAAAGUACAAUAAAGUGUUUUAUUGCUAUCUUUGUAUUGAACAGUAGACUGGUGACCUGGUACACUCCUCUCCAGGAUGAACCCCUCUGUAAAUAAAUGUGUGGGACAGCCUCCUUUCACUUGAUCAGUGUUGCAUAAAUAAGAGCCACUCCAAGUGCAGUGGUCCGUCGCUA